UUUGUCAUAGUUCAACGAAUACAGCACCUCUGAAAUGUUGUCCAAGUAUAAAAGGCGAUGUGAUGUAAUUAUUUUGAUAACAACGAAAGAAGAUUCACUAUCGAGAACAUUGGUGCCUUGAGUUUCAUAAUAAGUUCUUAAGAUGAGAUCGGUUAUUAUAUUCGUGAUAGUGGCAUUUUUGAGUGCUUCAUAUGCGGAGGAAACCACGGUGGAACCUAUGGUAGAGAAGACGACAGAUGCUCCAUCUUUAGCUGAAGAGCCCUUAAUAACGACUUUAUUGGCUAAGACAACCGUUCCAACGACAAUUGCAACAUCGCCACCCCCAACAACUACAACUGCAAGUCCAAGUACAACGACUCCAGCACCGACCACAACAACCCCAACACCAACCACACCCGCCCCAUCACCAACCACACCCGAACCAUCACCAACCACACCAACCCCAUCUCCAACCCCUUCACCAACCACAACAACGCCAGCCCCAACCACCACAACCCCAGUUCCAACCACCGUUCAAAGACGGGUUACAACACGAGCUCCAGUUAGUACAACCCCAGUAACAACCAGUGCCCCAUCUAGAUCGAGGUCAAGAAGUCGCGUACUGAAAACUCAGGAAAGCGAUGAGUCCUACCGCCAACUGAUACCAAUCAAGGUAUUGGCAGCAGGAAAUUCUGAAAGUCAGCCAAAAGAAAAGGAAGUGACUUCAGCUGAACCAAGACAAAUUAACAUCAUCCGUUCAGGCUCUACUCCUCCAUCAAGACGCAGCCAGCCUUCAGGCACUCCAUCUACGAAAACUGAAAGUGGAAAAGUUGCAGAGAAAGUCGACAAAUCCCAACGACGAGGCAAAGUCCAUUAUCCAACUGGCAGGGAAUUAGGACUGGACAAUCCACCCGUGCAUUAUCAAAGCAAAUAUGAGUUGGACAAGUACAAAUUUUCGUAUGAAACGAAAGAUGGACAAACCAGAGCUGAAAACGGUAUCUUCGAAAACAUGGGAACCGAUGACCAAAACUAUGUCGUCAAGGGAUCAUACAGCUAUUUUGACGCCGACGGAAUUGAAUUCAUCGUCAACUACACUGCAGAUAGGAAGGGAUACCAUCCAGUCAUAACAGUGAAGAAUCCUCACCGCGGUGAGAAUUGAUUGACUCAGCCAUAACAGCGAACAAACAAUGCUUAUACUAAAAUCGCUGUCAGAUUUAUUUUUAAAUCAUUCUAAUGUUAAUUUAUUAGCAUAAAUCCAAUACUCAUAAGUACAUAAGUUUAGAUAAUCUAGCUUCAUAUUUGAUCAUUCAAAACACGAGGUUGUGUUACUAGUCACGGCUUUACCAGAAAUCAAAGAGAAGAGCGUACUUUUCUAGUUUGGUUUGAAAUUCCAUAUAUCCUUUCAGUCAUACAUGUAUUUUAGGAGUAAAUAGGUACCUUUACCGGAUCUGUUAAAAUUACGAGAAGAAAAUAUAGGCUGCUAGAUUGCUAAAAUACAUUUUAAAAAUUCAUUUAA
Molecule: messenger RNA, 1495 nt
Organism: Hermetia illucens (black soldier fly)
Lineage: Eukaryota; Metazoa; Arthropoda; Insecta; Diptera; Stratiomyidae
Exons: 3
Coding region: 143-1138 (331 amino acids)
Cellular component (GO): chitin-based extracellular matrix
Molecular function (GO): structural constituent of chitin-based larval cuticle
Source: RefSeq, a predicted model, not a curated record